AUGGUUGGAGGGACUGGGUAUGCGAAGAACAUCUUCUUCGACCAUAUCUCUGUCAACGCGGCCAUUCAUCCCAUUGUCAUUGACCAACAUUACUGCAACGUCCGAUCGUCCUGUCCAGAGCAGAAGAAAGCGGUGCAAGUGAGUAGCGUGUACUUCACAAAUGUACAUGGAACAUCAGGUGGAAAAGAAGCAAUUUAA
Molecule: messenger RNA, 198 nt
Organism: Thlaspi arvense
Lineage: Eukaryota; Viridiplantae; Streptophyta; Magnoliopsida; Brassicales; Brassicaceae
Source: the annotation of a GenBank genome assembly